Molecule: messenger RNA, 1766 nt
Organism: Sesamum indicum (sesame)
Lineage: Eukaryota; Viridiplantae; Streptophyta; Magnoliopsida; Lamiales; Pedaliaceae
Molecular function (GO): hydrolase activity, acting on carbon-nitrogen (but not peptide) bonds
Source: RefSeq, a predicted model, not a curated record
UCCUCGCAAAAUCCUUUAACGAAAAUCGCUAUUUGGAACUCUCACGCAGUUUAAACUGUAUGGCAUUGGAGAAAGAGAACAAUACACAUAAAGGACACACUCUCACCAAAUAAAGUCAAAGCUCUUUCGUUUUGGGCGAAGCGGUGGACAGAGUACAGUUCAGUACAGUUAGAGAUGGAGGAAGAACGACAGCAGCAGCCAUUGAAGGAAAACACCGUCAUCGUGCUCCACGAUGCUCUCGUUGUGACCAUGGAUUCACAGAAUCGCGUUUACCGGAACGGCGCCGUCGUUGUCCGGGGCGACACCAUUGUCGCCGUUGGACAGUCGGAGGAUAUCAUUUCCCAGUUCUCUUCUCUUUCACCGCAUCUCAUCAACCUCCAUGGCCAGUUUUUGCUACCAGGGUUGAUAAACACACAUGUUCAUACAUCACAGCAGCUGGCUAGAGGGAUAGCUGAUGAUGUUGACUUGCUAACGUGGCUUCAUGACCGCAUUUGGCCUUAUGAAUCCAACAUGACGGAAGAGGACUCGUAUAUUUCCACUUUACUCUGCGGAAUUGAGCUCAUUCGCUCGGGUGUCACAUGCUUUGCUGAAGCCGGAGGGCAGCAUGUUUCCGGAAUGGCGAGGGCAGUCGAACGGCUGGGUAUACGUGCAUGUCUGACGCAAUCGGUGAUGGAUGCCGGGGAGGGAUUGCCUGCAUCCUGGGCCAAUAGAUCUGUCGAGGAGUGCAUUCAGUCCCAGAAGGAUCUGUAUAAGAAGCACCACAAUACUGCUGAUGGACGAAUCAGAAUAUGGUUCGGGUUAAGGCAAAUUAUGAAUUCAACAGAUCAUCUGCUUACUGAAACAAGAGAUGCUGCUAAAGAACUCAAUACUGGAAUUCAUAUGCAUGUUGCCGAGAUACCAUAUGAGAACAAACACGUGGUGGAGAGACGAGGAGUGGAUCACGGGACUGUUACAUAUCUUGAGAAAAUCAAGCUACUGCAAAGCAACUUAUUGGCAGCUCAUACAGUUUGGGUUGACGAAAAUGAGGUUGGUUUACUUUCAAAAUCAGGGGUGAAAGUGUCUCAUUGUCCUGCUGCUGCAAUGCAUAUGCUAGGAUUUGCACCGAUUAGAGAAAUGAUCGAUGCAGGUGUCUGCGUCUCUUUAGGAACCGAUGGCGCACCGUCAAAUAAUAGGAUGAGCAUAGUGGACGAGAUGUACCUUGCUUCCCUAAUAAACAAAGGGCGAGAAGUUUUUAAAAAAGGAACCACAGAUCCCACUGUUUUGCCUGCAGAAACUGUUCUUGAAAUGGCCACAAUAAAUGGAGCAAAAUCUGUGCUCUGGGACAAAGAGAUAGGUUCGCUUGAAGUUGGAAAAAAGGCUGACAUGAUCGUUGUCAAUCCUUAUUCUUGGUCAAUGAUGCCUGUUCAUGACUGCAUUUCUAGCCUUGUUUACUGCAUGAGAACUGAAAAUAUCACCUCCCUUAUGUGCAACGGCCACUGGAUCAUGGUGGAUAAGAAAAUCUUGACCUUGAACGAGGAAGAAGUUAUGAUAAUGGCUAAGAACGCAUCUCAUGAUCUUCUGAAGCGGGCGGGAAUUCGGGUUCCAAGCAGAAUGCACUUUCUGUAGUUCUGCUUCUGUUAUGAAGAUCAUGUUCAACAACAGAACAUAAGGCAGUGAUGUAUUGUACUAUUGUUUGGAUAUGUGCUGGCUGGGAUCUGUAGUCACUGCUAUCAUCCUUGGAUUGGAAUCAUCCGGUUUUUAUAUACAACCAUGAAGCAUUUUGUGUA